This is a messenger RNA of Geodia barretti, 375 nucleotides long. Lineage: Eukaryota; Metazoa; Porifera; Demospongiae; Tetractinellida; Geodiidae. The record is from the annotation of a GenBank genome assembly.
AUGCGGAAAGUUCGGGUGGGCUCGGUAGUGGGCACCCGAAUGGAUAAAACAGCAGUGGUGGAACUGGUGUGGAAACAACGCCACCGGGUCUACCGCAAACAGAUGCGUCGCGUAACCCGUUUCUACGUUCACGACCCGGAAGAACAGUGUCAAAUCGGUGACAUGGUGCGAAUCCAGGAAACCCGGCCCAUCUCCCGCACCAAGCACUGGCGCCUGUUGAACAUCCUGUCCCGGCGGGAGGUCGCUGACAUACGACCAAUUGAACUCGAAGGCGAUAGCAUCAUAGAAACAUCCGAAGACCCUUCGGUGGCAUCAGACUCAGCAAUCGCCGUGGCACAAGAAUCCGGUGACUACAACGAAGACGAGGACGCUUAG